Messenger RNA from Planococcus citri (citrus mealybug), 1141 nucleotides. RefSeq names its product phosphatidylethanolamine-binding protein homolog F40A3.3-like. The transcript is spliced from 7 exons. The coding region runs from base 152 to 937 and encodes 261 amino acids. The record is from RefSeq and is a predicted model, not a curated record. NCBI's taxonomy places the organism in Eukaryota, Metazoa, Arthropoda, Insecta, Hemiptera, Pseudococcidae.
GUAUCGUAAUAUGUACAUAGGUUAGUUUAUUGAUAAUGAAUUUGAGAAGUUUUCUACGUAUACCUACGAGUAUGUUAUAUUGCGCUAAAAGUUAUAAGCUGAAAUAUGCACAUAAUUUCAGUUUGUUUCAAUAAAAGCUGGAAAAUUCACCAUGAAAAUAGUAUUAAUAUAUUUUUUAACAAUUGUUUUACAAAUACCAUUCACAACAGCUGGCAGAAAUGCAAAACUUAAACAGAGAUUCACUUAUCAAACGUCGAAGCGUACCGGUAAUACAAAACCUAAAUAUCCCAAAACAUUUACACCCACUGAAAUACCAUCAGAAUUGGGUCGAAAAAUGUUGAAGCACAAAUUAUAUCCCAGGCUACUUCAUAUUUUACCUCAAAAACGAUGUGAUGUUUUAUACCACCAUGGUGCAAAAGCAGAUGCUGGAAAUGUUUUGAAUUUUAAUGACAUCAAGGAGGCACCUAAUGUAACAUGGGAGGCCGAUCCUGAACAAUCGUACACCUUAAUUUUUCGAGAUGCUGAUGAUGACCAAGAAAAAAGUGCCUCGCAAGGCUGGUUAAUUAUAAAUAUCCCAGGAAAUGAUGUCGCCAGUGGUUCAGUUGUACACGAUUAUAAGUUACCAGCACUCCCUAAAUCAGGACCCCAUCACUUUGUAUUUCUAGUAUAUCGGCAGUUCUUUCAAAAAUUACUGUUGGUUAACGUUGUUGACUUCAUAAAGCUCAAUUCGAAAUUUGAUGUGAAUUCGUUCAUUUCGACUUUCAAACUUCUCGAACCAGGGUUUGGAAACUUCUUUGUGGUGAAUUAUGAAUCAUCGAAGAAAAAGUUGAAAUACACGACACGUAAUUGGACUCUCGAGUAUUUUGAAGGAACUGACCCACUUCCAUUUGCUGACUCGGCAUUAAAAGCCAGAGCCGGAGAUGGACUUAUUUACUAACAUGCUGAGAAAAGUACUAAUCCACUACCUAUUAUAUCAAAACCAGUAGUGUCCAUCACUGUGUGAAAAAGAAGACAAACGCAUAUUCCCAGAAGUGAUUGAAUAAAGGAUGUUGAAAAGUAUAAAUACCAAUAUACCUAUGUUUAACUUUCAAACUUUAGUGCAUUACAAAAAAAUAAAUGAAUAAAUUUUUUUUUAAUCUUA